UAGAUACGUUUGUUCUACUUCCUUCUUUUCCUCUCUCCAUUAGAACCAUUUUUUAUUUUACAACAACAUGGUUGGUGACAAAGGAGACACAUCCAAGAAACAACCUCAACAACAACAACAAUUUUCAUCAUCAUCAUCACCAAAACCACAACAUGAAGAAUCCAUAAUAGAAACAACAAGGCCAAUUCAUCAUCAUCACCAACAUCAACAAUCAUCAUCAUCACAACAAAUUGUUGUAAGUGGAAGUGGAACAAACCCUUUUAUUUCAACUCCAUUAUAUGUUUCAAGUGGUGGUGCAAGUUCUUCACCUUUUGAAACCCAAUUUGAAACAUCCUUAACCACAAAAAGACCAAGAUAUAGUGGACAAUGGAAGCUUCUACCUUCACCAACACAACAACAAAAACAACCUCAAAUCACAAACAUUCUAAAUCCAACAACAGAAUCAAAAUCAACAACACCUUCACCUUCAAAUCUACCUCAACAACAACCUCAAACAACACCUUUAGCUGCUUCUUCAUCAGAGACAACUUCAUCACAAUCUCAUGAUCAUUCACCAAUGCCUUGUCAAGAAGGAAAUAGGUUACAAGAGUUAGAACAACAAGUUCAUCAACAACUAAGAAAAGGGAAAUAUGUAAGUCCUGUUUGGAAACCUAAUGAAAUGCUAUGGUUAGCAAGAGCAUGGAAAGAACAAUACCAAACAAGCUCAGAAACAUCUUCAAGAACUGAACAAGAGAUGGGAAUGAGUAGAGGGAAAACAAGAGCUGAUAAAGACAAAGAAGUAGCUGAAUUUCUAAACAAACAUGGUGUUAAUAGAGAUGCAAAAACAGCAGGUACAAAAUGGGAUAACAUGUUAGGUGAGUUUAGGAAAGUUUAUGAAUGGGAAAGAGGUGGUGAAAGAGAACAAGUUGGUAAAAGCUAUUUUAGACUUUCACCUUAUGAAAGAAAGUUGCAUAGGUUACCAGCUUCUUUUGAUGAAGAAGUUUUUGAAGAACUUUCACAGUUUAUGGGAUCAAGAAUGAGAUCUUCUCAUGGUGGUGGUGGUGGUGGUAGAGUUGGUUCUUCUUUUGUUUCUUGUGAUGAAGCUAGAACAAGAUCUCUUCCUCCUCCUAGACCUUUCAAAGAUGAUGAUCUUCCUCUUUCAGCUAGGACAAAACAAUUGGCAAUGACAAGUGGUGGAGGUGAACCAUUUUUUCAUGGUCAUAGAGGAAACAUAUUAGGGUUAGAUUCACUAAUGGAAAUUUCAACACCUUCUUCUAGCUCUAAAGAGCUAAGAAGAAUUGGUAAGAUAAGAAUGGUAUGGGAAGAAUCAGUGAGUUUAUGGGGUGAAGAAGGUGAAGUUCAUAGAGGGAGAAUAAGGGUUCAAAAUUCAAGCUUUUUACAUGCUGAUGAACUCACUUGUUUUGAUGAUGCAAUGGUGAUUUGUCCUUUGGAAUCUUUUGAAGAUGGUCCUUUCAAAGGUUUUUCAGUUGAUAGAUUUGUUUCUGGACAACAAGUUAAAGUUUUUGGUAGAAGAAAAUCUUCUUCAACUUCUAGUGGUUUUGCUGAAAGAGUUCAACCUAUCAACAAACCAAUUCCCAUAAGAUCAAUUGUUCCAUUGGAUUUUAGAGACCCAACUGAAUACUACAUGGAUUGUCUCCUCCGUAUUUCAUCACCACAAUCACUUCCAACAUUAUUUGAAUUAAAGCAUCAUUUACAAGAGCCACCACCACAAAAUUUACGUUUUCCACUUAGGAAAGAAGUGUUUGAUGAUUUACCACAAGGUAAAGAAUUCUUCUUCACAACAACUUCUGAACCAUUGGAUUGUAGAUCAAUAAUCUAUGACAUUGUGGGCCCCAUUAUUAGAACCAAUAACAACAUUAACAACCCUAGUACUCUCCCAUUUUCUAGUAGAGACUCUUUCAUUGGUCUAUGGGAUGAUUGCAUCAAUAGGGUCGUUUCAAGAUUCUGCCACGAUGAAAUGGUAAUUACUAGAAAGCCCUUUUUAUCAUUUUCAUCACAAUCACAAGAUACAUUGUUGUUGCAAGAUGAAUGGCCUAAUGUGAGUGGUUUUGUGAACAAUUUUUGUUUAUGGAGAGGUGAAGAAUGUGAAGAAUUUAAAGAGAAUAUUCAAAACCCAUCAUCAACUAUCAUUCAAAAAUUACUAUGGAGCUAUUUGGAUUUACCUUAUAUCCUUGGUUACUAUGCAAUUGGAAAUAAGGUAACAUUUUGUGCACUUAGUAAAUCACAAGAAGAUGGGAAAAUCAUUAGAACUGAUUUACAUCAAGUGAAUCUAACAACACCAAGUGAAAGAUUCAAAGCCUUAGGACCAUGUUUUAGAAUCGGCAUUUUGUUAUCUAUGUUAAGCAAAGCUUGUUCCAACAUGCAAAAGGGUAGUUUUGUCUAUAGUGAUUUCGAAAGGUAUAGUUUUGGUCAAGGUGUUUUAAUCGAAAUGACACCAAACACAUGCAAAAGGGUAUUUUUGGAAAAGAGAAAAUUCUCAUCAGUGAAAGAAGUUUACGAGAUAUUAGAUCAUAGAAUACCACAUAGUGAGUAUUUAGUCAAAGUUCUUGAAAACAACAUGAGUUUGGUAUUUAAACCUAGAGGAAUAAGAGCAAAACCCUUAAACAUUGAACAACUUGUAGAAGCCCUAAAAUAUGUAACAAAAGCUUUAGUUGCAUUACAUGACUUAUCAUUCAUGCAUAGAGAUCUAUGUUGGGAAAAGGUUACAAUGAGAAAUGAUAGAGAAGGAGGAGAAUGGUUUGUGAGUGGUUUCGACGAAGCGGCCGGAGCGCCGGAGCUAGGGAAAUAUGUAAAGGAUAAUCAUGAAGGUGGUAUGGUGGAGCGUGGAAGACACGCGCCAGAAAUGGAGCGUGGAUUGCAUGGUGUGAAAGUUGAUGUGUGGAGUGUUGGGUAUUUGAUAAUGACAUGUGGGUUGGUGAAUGUGCCAAAGAUGUUAAGAGAGUUACAGAAUUGGUGUAUGGAACAGAAUCCAGAACAAAGACCAACUGCAGCGGAUUGUUAUCAUCACUUGUUACAACUUCAGUCGACUUUGUUGGUGUCAGGUGGUGUUGUUGCUGGUUCUUGUGGUGUUUCUGGUGGUGGUGGUUUGAUGUGAUUGAUGAAAUGUUUGUUGAUGGUAUAAUUCAUUGUUGAAUACUUGAAUUGAAUUUGUUAUUAAACUCAUUAUUAUUGUUUUUUUGUGACAGGGUUUUCAUUAUUUUUUGGUACGUUU
This is a messenger RNA of Medicago truncatula (barrel medic), 3211 nucleotides long. RefSeq lists its product as uncharacterized. The coding region runs from base 68 to 3094 and encodes 1008 amino acids. The record is from RefSeq and is a predicted model, not a curated record. The transcript is spliced from 4 exons. Lineage: Eukaryota; Viridiplantae; Streptophyta; Magnoliopsida; Fabales; Fabaceae.